Venustampulla echinocandica is the source of this 549-nucleotide messenger RNA. RefSeq lists its product as uncharacterized. Lineage: Eukaryota; Fungi; Ascomycota; Leotiomycetes; Helotiales; Pleuroascaceae. The record is from RefSeq and is a predicted model, not a curated record. The coding region runs from base 1 to 549 and encodes 182 amino acids. The transcript is spliced from 2 exons.
AUGGCUCCGACACGGUCAGGGGUGAGCCAUUCUCAUGCUCAGCGCAAGCCUUCUAGCCAUAGCGGGGAAGUUCCAUAUCCCUCCAACCAGUGCCGAUCUGUAGCUGCCACGAUCGACAACCCAGAGAAGUACAUCGGAAAGAUACAGGAAGGUUUUAGUGGCUCCUCGAAUUGCUCAAAUUCUGGCUCCAUGGAAUAUAUACCCGAGUCAGACUUCAGCGCCAUAGAAUUUAGCGAUGGUCUCUCCAAAUUUUCAAACCAUGCGGAUAUAUCAUCUGAAUCUUCAACUAAGGCUGUCCCGUCAUCUCGAAAAGUCCAUCUGGGAUUUGACACUUCAAGCCCCAAUGUCUCGUUCAACUCAAGUUACUCAGCUGGUGUUUCAAACAUCAGAGAUUCAAUUUUUGAUAAUCCAACGAUCGAUAGCCGCUCAAACACCAACGAUUCCUCAAGCAGCGAUAAUUUCUCACCCUUCGACGCCCAAGCAGAAACCACUUCUGCCCCCAACGGUCCCGGUAACGUGGCACUAGACCUCUGCGGGAUAGGUGGCUAG